Messenger RNA from Cynoglossus semilaevis (tongue sole), 7651 nucleotides. It is a transcript of the gene pikfyve, whose product is annotated as phosphoinositide kinase, FYVE finger containing. Lineage: Eukaryota; Metazoa; Chordata; Actinopteri; Pleuronectiformes; Cynoglossidae. The coding region runs from base 896 to 7177 and encodes 2093 amino acids. Gene Ontology annotation, cellular component: cytoplasmic vesicle; vesicle membrane. Gene Ontology annotation, molecular function: 1-phosphatidylinositol-5-kinase activity; metal ion binding; ATP binding. The transcript has 44 exons. The record is from RefSeq and is a predicted model, not a curated record. Gene Ontology annotation, biological process: phagosome-lysosome fusion; neutrophil chemotaxis; intracellular signal transduction.
GCAAACAGUCACUAUACUGUACAUAAGCUAAAGCUAAUCGGCGUCCUGGAAAAAUAACACGAUUUACUUAAUGUUUCUCUCGUUGACACAAGGUCUGUGUCAAUUAGUUAAUGGUGUCACAAUUAACCAAUAAAAUAACAAUUUUCAACAAUCAUCAAAAUGUAUUUCAUUCAAAUUAGACUUUUACAAACCGGUUUUGUGUCAAGAAACAAGCGGGGAUUAUGGAGUAUUUUACCACUGGAUAGAAUAGACUCGCACACAUUUAUUAGUCUUCUGACCAGGAUGAACCUGGAUUGGACAUAAUAGUACAUGAUUGAAUAACAUAAUAUGAAUGAAUGAAUAAUAAGUGAAAACUUUUUUUUGUUAUAUGGUUCUUGUUUGAUAACAUGCCUUAUUGGUAUGUAUUUUUACAUAUUUUAUUCAUGCGUAGGUUUAUGUGAAUUAUGUGGUUUAGUGAAAACAUCUUCUGAUAUCACCACAAUAAAUAGCUAAAUGUUAAGGUCGUUUACUUGAAUUGUACACCUCGUCUUUUUCAUUACGGUGACCGAGAUGCGUAAAUUUGGCCUUGAAAACUAAUUGACGUUAAAGUAACUAAGUAUAAAACUAAUGUAGACAUUUUCCGAGUUGCUUCCAAUGUGUGGUGAACUACGUUGUGUAGUAUACAGGUGCAUACAUGUAGGAAGGAAGGAGAGCCUUACUUCCGUGUGCUGUCAAACCGGAGUCACGCAGUCACGUGGCAUGCUGUUAUGGUCACAUGAUGAGGUGGAGCUCACUACGCUUCAGCCUCUGCUGUUGCUGCUGUCGCCGUUCAAUUCCCUCUUUUUCUUUUAAAUAACAUCGUGAAAAUACCUUAAAUCAUUUACUGUGUGUCAUCAGCAGCUGAAGUAACAGCAUCAUGGCUGCUGAUGACAAGUCGUCAUUCGCAUCCUCAACAGAGUGGAGCGCCGAGCUGCCCGCCGUCUCACCUACCAGCCCAUCCCAGUUGACCCACUUCAAACCACUGACUCCAGAGCAGGAUGAGCCGCCACUCCGGUCCGCGUACAGCUCCUUCGUCAGCCUGUUUCGUUUCAACAACAAAGAGGAGGGCCGUCCUUCCACACCAGUUUCAGCAGACACUCCUUCCCCGUCCCCUCAGUCGGAUCGCAGGAGCUGGUCGUCCAGUCCUUCACUGUACAGCUCCAGAUCACACAGGAAGCAGCACGCAGAACACCUCCGACGACCCUCCACUGCCUCAGUGGAUUGGCCAGAGAGCAGCAGAAAGAGCGAUACUCCUCUCAGCAACCAUGAUCCUCGCACCGCUGUCCAACUCCGUACCGCACUGAAGAGACUGAAGGAGAUCAUGGAGGGGAAGAGUCAGGACAGCGACUUGAAGCAGUACUGGAUGCCUGACAGCCAGUGCAAGGAGUGUUACGACUGCAACGAGAAGUUCACCACCUUCCGCCGACGCCACCACUGUCGACUCUGCGGUCAGAUCUUCUGCAGUCGCUGCUGCAACCAGGAAAUUCCCGGAAAGUCCAUGGGCUACACCGGUGAUCUGCGAGCCUGUACGUACUGUCGAAAAAUAGCACUGAGCUACACUCACUCCGCAGACUCCGGUUCCAUCGGUGAGGACCUGAGAGCUCUGUCAGACUCUCCCUGCUCCGUGUGCGUGCUGGAGCCCAACGAACCGCGGACGCCUGUGGGAGGGCGCAAGGCCAACAGGAACAUCUUCCUGGAGGAGGACCUAACCUGGCAGAGAAAAACUCCCAUUGGGAUGAGGAAGAAUAUGAUUCACCAGGAGCCUCAGAGCAGUGGCCUCACGUCCAGACUGUCGACGCUACAGGAAGAUGUUGGAAAAUCUCAAGGGAGAAAAAGAUCGGCCAGUGUCACCAACUUGUCCCUGGACCGCUCCGGCUCUUCCAUGGUGCCUUCGUAUGACAGUUCUGUCAGUCCUCCAACCAGCAGAUCCAUGUCAGUCACCAAGAGCGGAACCAAACUGGACCACAGCGAGGAGGAGAGGAAGAUUCUGCUGGACUCCUCCCAACUGAAAGAGUUAUGGAAGAAAAUUUGCCACAACAGCACAGGGAUGGAGUUUCAGGACCACAGGUACUGGCUGAGGACAUACCCCAACUGCAUUGUGGGAAAGGAGCUUGUCAACUGGCUGCUAAGGAACGGCACGAUCUCCACCAGGGCGCAGGCCAUCGCCAUUGGUCAGGCCCUUGUUGACGGCCGUUGGCUUGAUUGUGUCACUCACCACGACCAGCUGUUCCGGGAUGAGUACGCUCUCUACCGCCCCCUACAGAGUACAGAGUUCUCGGAGACGCCGUCUCCAGAUAGCGACAGCGUCAACUCCUUGGAGGGACAUUCAGAACCGUCCUGGUUCAAAGACAUCAAGUUUGAUGACAGCGACACGGAGCAGCUGGCGGAUGAGACGGACUACGGCACAUCGAACUCUGCCAGCCCCAGCAAGAGGACGUCCGUCAGCAGCUUCCAGUCGGUGGUGGACAGCGAUUCAGCCGCGUCCAUCAACCUUAACAUGGAGCAAAACAACGUCAACUUCCACAUCAAGAAACAGUCCACGUAUCCACACGUGCCUCCCGCCACUGAGCAAAAAGCUGAGAUUCUUGUGUCUGAGGACGGAGGUCAGAAUAUCAUCAUAAGCGACGCCUUCAUCAAAGAGUCUUUGUUUAACCGACGUGUGGAAGAAAAGGCCAAAGAGAUGCUGUUCACUCCUCUGGGUUGGCACCACAGCUCUUUGGACCAGCUGAGAGAGGAGAAUGGAGAGAAGAAGGCCAUGGAGAGACUGCUCUCUGCCAACCACAGCCACAUGAUGGCACUGCUGCAGCAGCUGCUCUACAGUGAGUCUCUGUCUCUGUCCUGGCGGGACAUCAUCGUGCCUGUGGUUCGACAGGUGGUUCAGACGGUGAGGCCUGACGUCCGCAACUGUGACGACGACAUGGACAUCAGACAGUUCGUCCACAUUAAGAAGAUUCCAGGAGGCAGGAAGUUUGACUCCGUGGUGGUGAAUGGGUUUGUGUGCACCAAAAACAUUGCUCACAAGAAGAUGAACGCUCACAUCAAGAACCCAAAGAUCCUGCUGCUGAAGUGCUCCAUAGAGUAUUUGUACAGGGAGGAGACCAAGUUCACCAGCAUUGAUCCCAUCGUGCUGCAGGAGCGGGAGUUUUUGAAGAACUACGUGCAGCGCAUUGUUGACGUCCGUCCCAACCUGGUGUUGGUGGAAAAGACAGUGUCGCGUAUCGCUCAGGACAUGUUGCUGGAGCACGGCAUCACUCUGGUCGUCAAUGUCAAACCUCAAGUCCUAGACAGAGUGCGCCGAAUGACGCAGGGAGACCUGGUCAUGUCCAUGGACCAGCUCCUCACCAAACCUCGUCUGGGAACCUGCCACAAGUUCUACAUGCAGCCCUUCACACUGGCCAACAAUGAGGUGAAGACUCUGAUGUUCUUCGAGGGCUGUUCUCCGCACCUGGGAUGUUCCAUCAAGCUGCGCGGAGCUUCAGAGUACGAGCUGGCCAGGGUGAAGGAGAUCAUCAUGCUCAUGGUGUGCGUGGCCUACCACUCCCAGUUAGAGAUCUCUUUCCUCAUGGACGAGUUCGCCAUGCCGCCCAGUUUGGCCCAGAGCGCUUCCUUUCCUUGCCUGCUGGAAGGCGCCUCUACAGAGAAGCAGGAAAGGCAGGACGAGGAGAAGGAGACAAACGGAGACUCUGAGGAAUCUGCAGGUCAAAGUGAGGAGGAAGGGCUUUACAUGGAGGCGCUGUCCAAAGAUGCUGAGCUAGAAAGUCUCUCACCCCCAAAACCCAGAUCCUCUUAUUCUGGAAACACAGAAAUGGUCGUCGCCUCGUCUUCGCCGUUUUCCAGUCCACCUGCACUUCCUCUCGCGGUGUCACCUCCAUUUCUGCUGGAAGAGGACCAGGAGAUGACGCUUUCAGACACACUCGUCCCACCGUCUGAGGGUGAAACCAGAGAAGAGGGAAGUCUGGUAAAGGAGGACGGGGAGGAGGUGCAGGAGCUCUGCACGGGGGACGACGACGACGGUCCAGACACCCCCACACCGCGACGGUUCAGAGAUCCUCUGCAGGACGACACCGGAAUGUUCGUGACCGAGCAGGUGGCCUCCUUUGACGACCGUCUAAAAUCCAUCUCGAGUGUCUUCAAGCAGGAACUGAAGGACAUCAUCCUGUGCAUUUCACCUUUCAUCACCUUCAAAGAACCGUUUCUUCUGACCCCAGCAGGGAUGCACUGUCCCAGCAGGGACUAUUUCCCCGAGCAGGUCUACUUGUCUCCGCUGCUCAACAAAGACCUGAAGGAAAUGGAUGAUCGGCGAAAGCGGCAGCUCCUCAAAGACCCAGCACCGUCCUCCCUGCUCGUUGGUCAAUCCAACGGCACCGUCGCUUCCAGACCCGUCGACUUCCUGCCAAAUCACAGUCUGACCAGCACUCGGAUCAUAGAGCAGCUCAGCAGCAGCCACGAUCUGGCCAAAAUGCUGGCGGAUUUCAGAGCAAAGGGUGGACGCAUCCGACAGAGGGAAGUUUGUGACCCGUUCUGUGCAACCGGCUCUAACAGCACUGCAGCUGGUGUCAAUGGUCACAGCAGGACAACAGAGGCGUCGGUGGUCAAACACCCGGUAAAGGCCGACAGCGAGGAGGAGAAACCAAACAGACUGAAUGAAAUGACCUGGGCACCGAAGCUGGACUGUCUGAACCCUGUCAACCAUCAGAGACUCUGCGUACUCUUUAGCAGCUCCUCUUCCGAGUCCAACAACGCACCCAACCCCUGUGUCAGCCCCUGGAUUGUCACCAUGGAGUUCUACGGCAAAAAUGACCUGUCUCUGGGGAUAUUCCUGGAACGAUACUGUUUCAGACCUUCUUACCAGUGUCCCAGCAUGUUCUGUGAAACUCCCAUGGUGCACCACAUCCGGCGCUUCGUGCACGGCAGCGGUUGCGUGCAGAUAGUGUUGAAGGAGCUGGACUCCCCUGUGCCUGGGUAUCAACACACCAUCCUCAACUACUCCUGGUGCCGCAUCUGCAAGCAGGUGACGCCUGUCGUGCCUCUGUCCAACGACUCCUGGUCCAUGUCUUUUUCCAAAUACCUGGAGCUUCGCUUCUACGGACAUCAUUACACCAGACGGGCCAACGCUGAGCCCUGCGGACACUCUAUGCACAAGGAUUACCAUCAGUACUUCUCCUACAACCAAAUGGUGGCGUCUUUCAGCUACACUUCAGUAAGGCUCUUAGAGAUCUGUCUACCUCGCCCGAAGCUCUUCAUCAAGAACCUGGGACCUUCCAAAGCCAACCUGCAGCAGGACCUGAAGGACUUCUCUCAAAAAGUAACACUGGUCUACGCGGCCGUAGACGACCGGCUCACCUCCCUAAAGACUGACACCUUCAGUAAGACCAGAGAGGAAAAGAUGGAGGACCUCUUCGCUCAGAAAGACAUGGAAGAGGCAGAGCUUCGCAGCUGGAUUGAAAAGCUUCAGGCGCGGCUGCAGGUCUGUGGCGUGGACUCUCCGCAGCAGCUGCAGGUGGUUCUGGAGUCACUGGUGAUGAAGAAACAGGGUCUGUGUGAGACUCUGCAGUCCUGGAACAGCAGGCUGCAGGAUUUGUUUCAGCAGGAAAAAGGCGGGAACCGUCUGCCCGCCCCCCCCAGUCCAGGCAGGCACAGACAGGCUACCACUGACGAAAGCAAGGGUCCUCUUGAUUCCUCCCCCCGUAACCCGUCCCCUGUGGUACAAAACAGUGAAAAAGAGGACCGUCUCCUCAGUGCCAUGACCUCGGCCUCCUCUUCCUCCCUGCUACCGUCACCAGGAGAACCCGGAGGAGACCCGUUCACGCCUGGUCCAUCGUUUGGCGAGCAGGACUCCGUCAGCAUCCCAGAAGAUGUUUUUGAUGGACACCUGCUGGGCUCCACUGACAGUCAGGUGAAGGAAAAGUCCACCAUGAAGGCCAUCCUUGCUAACUUCCUUCCCGGAAACAGCUACAACCCCAUUCCCUUCCCAUUUGAUCCAGACAAACACUAUCUGAUGUACGAACACGAGCGAGUUCCCAUCGCAGUGUGUGAGAAAGAACCCAGCUCCAUCAUCGCCUUCGCUCUCAGCUGUAAGGAAUAUAAAACGGCUCUAGAAGAUCUGUCUAAGCCGUCAAACACAGGAGCAGAAGAAACUCCACAGGUCGUCAGUUCCGAGAGUCGAGCCAAGAGCAGUCCCGCCAGGCCAACCGAGUCCAUCCAGAGCCGCAGCAGCGUCGACACUGAUCCACUCAAAGAUACAGACCUGACGGACAAGCAGAAGAAACAGACUAUGAAUCCACACAUUGAACUGCAAUUCUCCGAUGCUAAUGCUAAGUUCUACUGCCGGAUAUACUACGCAGAGGAAUUCCACAAGAUGCGUGAGGAGAUCAUGGAGAGCAGUGAGGAAGAUUUUGUCCGUUCGCUGUCUCACUGCGUCAACUGGCAGGCCAGAGGCGGGAAAUCUGGAGCAGUCUUCUACGCCACAGAAGAUCAUCGCUUCAUCCUGAAGCAGAUGCCCAGACUGGAGGUCCAGUCCUUCCUGGACUUUGCUCCCAACUACUUCACCUACAUCACUGGAGCUGUGCAGCAGAAGCGUCCGACGGCUCUGGCUAAGAUCUUGGGCGUUUACCGCAUCGGUUACAAGAACUCUCAAAACAACACUGAGAAAAAACUGGACUUACUGGUGAUGGAGAAUCUCUUCUAUGGACGUAAGAUGGCUCAGGUUUUUGACCUGAAGGGGUCGCUAAGGAACCGCAACGUGAAGACCGACUCAGGGAAGGAGAGCUGUGAGGUGGUUCUUCUGGACGAGAACCUCCUGAAGCUGAUCCACGACAACCCUCUGUACAUCCGCUCACACUGUAAAGCCAUUCUGAGAGCAGCCAUCCACAGCGACGCCUACUUCUUGUCCAGUCACCUAAUCAUCGACUACUCCCUGCUGGUAGGGCGGGACGACGCCACCAAUCAGCUAGUGGUGGGGAUCAUAGAUUACAUAAGGACAUUUACGUGGGACAAAAGACUGGAGAUGGUCGUAAAAUCCACUGGAAUUCUGGGAGGUCAAGGAAAAAUGCCCACGGUGGUGUCUCCAGAACUGUACCGAGCUCGAUUCUGCGAGGCCAUGGACAAGUACUUUCUGAUGGUUCCUGAUCACUGGACCGGCCUGGGAGUCAACUGUUGAUCUCCAGGAAGUCCAAGUGAAGAGACUCCAACCCACACACACCCACCCUCAGACUGUGUGUGUGUGUGUUGAGGCUCAAGACCGCAUCAUUUCAACCACUGACCGUGAAGCACAUGGACUGAACUGGACUGUAGAUAUGACUGAAGUUCAGACUGAAGCACAGAAUCAUUCCACAGACACAGAGGCUUCUCUGCAGAAACCACUACAGCUGGUUAAUGGUAUUAGAAAUUACGGCAAACCAGAUUUAAAAUCCUUUUUUUAUUAUCAGCAGGGACCUUUUCUCUAAUCAACAGAUUAGUAAUUUAUCUCCUGUUUUUUUUAUGUUGUUAAUAAUAUCAUUUAUAUUAUUAGAGUCCAACUGUUUCAAAAAUAUGAAGAGUCACAUGAUUAUGUUUUAAGGCAAACAGAUGGAUGUAAAUUAAAGUUUGUAAAUGUACAGAGAUGAUGUAACUAAAUAAAUAUUAUUGACAAAGA